This is a messenger RNA of Durio zibethinus, 3041 nucleotides long. It is a transcript of the gene HDG11, whose product is annotated as homeodomain GLABROUS 11. Gene Ontology annotation, molecular function: lipid binding; DNA binding; DNA-binding transcription factor activity, RNA polymerase II-specific. Lineage: Eukaryota; Viridiplantae; Streptophyta; Magnoliopsida; Malvales; Malvaceae. Gene Ontology annotation, biological process: regulation of DNA-templated transcription. The record is from RefSeq and is a predicted model, not a curated record.
UCUGCCUAAACUCGCUCACCCAAAACCAUGCCACUAUCUUUCAAAUUUCAGCCGUUUUUCUCCCUCUGAAAACAUAUAUAAAAAAAAAAACGCAAUAUGGCCUACUUCCUUCCAAAAACUAGUACAAUACUCUCUUUUUCUGCUGUUGCUUUUUGAUCUCGAGUACCAGCAAAAAAAAAAAAAGAAAAGUGACUGAUGGGCGGUGUUGAAUCCAGAAAGGUUGCUCCAAUUGAAUAAAGGGUCUCUUUUUUUAUUCUAUUUACAAUAGGUGUUUUUGGAAGGGACGUCCAAAGUCCAUAUAUGGAGUACGGAAGCGGUGGAGGAGGAGGGAGUGGGUCCGGUGGAGACCACGAUGCCUCCGACCCAUCCCGGAGGAAAAAGCGUUACCAUCGCCAUACUGCUCACCAGAUUCAGAGACUCGAAGGAAUGUUCAAGGAGUGCCCACACCCCGAUGAGAAGCAAAGGUUACAGUUGAGUAGGGAGUUGGGAUUGGCACCCAGGCAGAUCAAGUUUUGGUUUCAAAACAGAAGGACCCAGAUGAAGGCCCAACACGAAAGAGCCGAUAACUGUUCUCUUCGUGCAGAGAACGAUAAGAUCCGAUGUGAGAACAUAGCCAUUAGAGAAGCACUCAAGAAUGUCAUCUGCCCUUCUUGCGGUGGCCCUCAUGUCUCCGAGGAUUCCUAUUUUGAUGACCAAAAGUUGCGGAUGGAGAAUGCCCAAUUAAAGGAGGAGCUUGAUAGAGUAUCUAGCAUUGCAGCUAAGUACAUAGGGAGGCCGCUAUCCCAACUUCCGCCUGUACAGCCUAUUCAUAUUUCUUCACUGGAUUUAAGGAUGGCGAGUUUUGACGGCCAUGGUAUUGGUGUUGCUGCUCCUUCCCUUGAUCUUGAUCUUCUCCCUGGAAGUUCCUCCUCAAUGCCAAAUUUACCUUUCCAACCAGUUGUUAUUUCGGACAUGGAUAAGUCCCUAAUGACCGAUGUUGCUGCAAAUGCAAUGGAAGAACUGCUCAGGCUUUUGCAGACCAAUGAACCUUUAUGGAUCAAGUCCACCAAUGAUGGGAGAGAUGUUCUUAAUCUUGAAAGCUAUGAGAGGAUUUUUCCUAGAGCUAAUACCCACUUUAAAUCUCCCAACCUUAGGAUUGAAGCUUCGAGAGACUCUGGUGUUGUCAUCAUGAAUGGUUUAGCUUUGGUUGACAUGUUCAUGGAUUCUAACAAAUGGGUGGAGUUAUUUCCAACCAUUGUGUUGAUGGCCAAGACAAUUGAAGUAAUAUCAUCUGGAAUGUUAAGCAGUCAUAGUGGUUCUUUGCAAUUGAUGUAUGAAGAGCUGCAGGUGCUUUCCCCACUGGUAUCCACACGUGAAUUUUAUAUCCUUCGCUACUGUCAGCAAAUUGAGCAAGGCUUAUGGGCUAUAGUCAAUGUUUCAUAUGAUUUUCCCCAAUUUGCUUCUCAAUGUCAGUCUCAUAGGCUUCCUUCUGGAUGUUUGAUUCAGGACAUGCCUAAUGGCUACUCCAAGGUUACCUGGGUGGAGCAUGUCGAGAUUGAAGACAAGACUCCAACACAUCGGCUCUACAGGGAUCUCAUUCAUGGUGGUUUGGCAUUUGGAGCAGAACGGUGGCUUGCUACUCUUCAGAGGAUGUGUGAGAGAUUUGCUUGCCUAAUGGUAUCAGGCACUUCAACCCGGGAUCUCGGUGGAGUAAUUCCAUCUCCUGAUGGCAAGAGAAGCAUGAUGAAGCUUGCUCAAAGGAUGGUCAACAAUUUCUGCACAAGCAUCAGCACAUCCAAUAGUCAUCGGUGGACAACACUUCUUGGUUUGAACGAAGUUGGUGUCCGGGUCACUGUUCAUAAGAGUUCUGAUCCUGGGCAACCCAAUGGUGUAGUUCUUAGUGCAGCUACUACCUUCUGGCUUCCUGUUACUCCUCAAAAUGUCUUCAAUUUCUUCAAGGAUGAGAGAACUCGACCUCAGUGGGAUGUUCUAUCCAACGGCAAUGCAGUGCAAGAGGUUGCUCAUAUUGCAAAUGGGUCGCAUCCUGGCAAUUGCAUAUCUGUUUUACGAGCCUUUAAUACUAGUCAGAACAAUAUGUUAAUACUUCAAGAGAGCUGCAUAGACAAUUCAGGGUCGCUAGUAGUAUAUUGCCCGGUUGAUUUGCCUGCCAUCAAUGUAGCAAUGAGUGGUGAGGAUCCUUCAUACAUUCCGUUACUGCCAUCAGGUUUUACGAUAUCACCUGAUGGCCAUCCAGACCAAGGAGAUGGAGCGUCAACAAGCUCUAGUUCACAUGGAAACAUGGGAAAAUCUGGGGGUUCACUAAUUACGGUUGCUUUUCAGAUACUAGUGAGCAGCUUACCAUCUGCUAAGCUGAACUUGGAGUCAGUGACAACUGUUAAUAACCUUAUCGGCAACACCGUCCAGCAAAUUAAGGCAGCUUUGAAUUGUCCUAGUUCCUGAUGAUCUGGUUCGGUUGUGUUACUACUGCUACACAACAAAACUGUUUUUACCUCUCUACAUCAUCUUUAAAUAUUGAGAUGAGAGAAAUUCAGAGUCUCUUUGUGUGCUGAUGGUAUUCAAUGUGGGGGGAAGUAUUUGUGGUUAGUUGGGACUUUCAAUGCCCUCUCGUCAAAGAGCUGAAGCCGCUUAUUUACUGCUUUGCUGCUGCUAUUGCUGCCAAACUUCAUUGCCAUCUAGAUUAUAGACCAACUAAUCUUUUAUUUUUGGUUUUAUUUUCUUGGGGGGUUUUACAAAGCAUUUUGGGUUUUUGCAAUUUAAGUUGGAAGAGUGGCUACUACUAGUCUCAAGAGGAGUCAAGAACGAACCAUACGUUGUCUUUCCUGCUGGACCUCACCUCUCUCAUCUUCCUUUCUCUACUCUUACUCUGCAAGCCAGACAGCAAGAAAAGAAAGAUGUAUGGUUCGGGUAUUGACUUCUGUUCAUGGGCUUUGCCUUUUAUCUUUUCUUUUAUUAACGUGGAUCAUCUUUAUUCACUGUUUCAUUUCUUGUCUUUUUCUUUUCCCUUAUUGCAAUAAUAAUAUUAAUAAAUAAAUAACUCUCUU